AUGUUAAGGAUUAAACAUGUACUUGUAGGUGUCCCAAAAGAACAUCUACCCAAUGAAAAUACGACUAAUCUGAAUCCAGGUUCCAUGGUUCCUCCUCCAGCAGUAACCCAUCCAAAUUUUGUCAAUAGCACAUUUUAUCACUUUACGACAUGUGGGGCUACUGGAAGAACUGGUCCAUCUCCUGACCAAUGUCAUGAGGCUUACAACAAUAGUGAUGUGAAAGUAGUAGUUAUCUCUAAAAAGCCAAUGUUGGGAAUACAACAAUGGAUAGUUCCAGAGAGUAAUUAUUAUACUAUCAUCGCUAGAGGGGCAAGUGGUGGAUUGGGAAGUGGUAACGUAGGACACAGCAGAGGAACCCAUGUUCGUUCAGUGAUAGAACUUCAUAAAGGAACCAGAAUAUACAUACUGGUUGGCCAACAAGGAACAAGAGCAUGCUUUAAAAGUUUCUCGAGCCACAAGAAAACUCCUUGUCAAGACUCAAAUCAUUCAAGUAAAAGUUAUAAAGAUAAGCUUGCUGAAAUUUCAAAGUUACCAUUUCUCUCUGAGGGUGGAGGUGGUGGUGGCGCAACUUAUAUAUUUACUGUAUCGAGGAAAGGAGAGAGAACACCUUUGGUUGUUGCUGGAGGUGGAGGAGCUGGUGGUGGCUGGUUUCGCUCAAAUCAUACAAACGAUGAAAAAACUGGUUAUGCUUUGGCUCAAGGUGGUUAUGGAGGUAAAGCUUGUUAUAACAGCACUGAUAGUCAAAUGGGAGCUGGUGGCUUUGGCGGAGGUGGGGGCGGUGGAGCAUGGUCACAAAAAGGUGAUUAUGGAGAAGGCGGUUAUUCUUGGAUUCAAGAUGGGAUGCUGCAAGAUAUAGUUUCUGGAGGCAGUGAAUCUGGUCCUGGAGAGGCCUACAUAAUUCCAGCAAUAACCGGAUGUGAUUGCCAAUACAGAUGUAUUGCACUAGAUACCAUUCGGUCUUCAGUUCUCUGUAUCUGCCCUUCAGGAUGGUAUCUCGGCAAUGAUUCAACAUCAUGCAUUUAUAAUCGAUACCAGAAGAAGAAGAACUCUAUAUUAAGACGACAAGCAAUAUCUGGACCUGAUUUACAAUUGAAUAGGCUGAGAGUUGCAUCAGAUAGUAUGAUGACUGAAUAUAAUCCAAACUACGAAUUUGGUGGUAAUGCUAUAAGCAUAAAGGAUCUUAAAGAGAUUCCUAGAGAACAGCUGCGCCUCGUAAAAGCUCUUGGGCAAGGAGCUUUUGGUGAAGUGUACCAAGGUUUUUUCAGACACAGAAUAGGAGAUGCAGUUGAAAUGCCUGUUGCUGUUAAGACACUUCCUGAACUGUCAUCGACUCAGGCAGAAACUGAUUUCCUGAUGGAGGCACUUAUAAUGAGCAAAUUUAACCACCCUAAUAUUGUUCACUUUAUAGGAGUUUGCUUUGAUAAGCAUCCUCGGUUUAUUGUGAUUGAAUUAUUAGCAGGUGGUGAUCUGAAAACAUUCCUAAGAGAGUCCCGUCCUAAACCAGAUCGGGCAUCUCCUUUAACAAUGAAAGACUUGUUGAUUUGUAUUGUUGAUGUUGCAAAAGGUUGUAAAUAUAUGGAAGAAAAUAGAUUUAUACAUAGGGAUAUAGCAGCUAGAAACUGCCUUUUAACUACAAAAGGCCCAGGGCGAGUAGUAAAAAUAGCAGAUUUUGGAAUGGCUCGUGACAUAUAUAGGGCUGACUAUUACAGAAAAGGUGGUAAAGCAAUGUUACCCAUAAAGUGGAUGCCACCAGAAGCAUUCCUGGAUGGUAUCUUUACCACUAAGACUGAUGUUUGGUCCUUUGGAGUUUUAAUGUGGGAAGUGAUGUCAUUAGGAUAUAUGCCAUACACAGGGUGUGCGAAUAGAGAAGUCAUGUCUCUUGUUACAAGUGGAGGAAGAUUAGAGCCUCCAACAAACUGUCCACCACAACUGUAUGCGAUCAUGACACAAUGUUGGCACCCUAAUCCAGAAGAAAGGCCCUCAUUUUCUUUAAUAUUAGAAAGGCUAGGAUACUGCAUGCAAGAUCCUGAUGUAAUAAGAGCUCCAUUGCCAGUAUAUGCCAAACCUCCAUCUUCCGAAAGGGACACAACAAUAAUGAGGCCUACUGGUCAGGAGGAAUGUAUUCAACCAGAUUAUCUCGUCCCAUUGACUGGUCCACCAGACUGGGAGCUUGGAAAUAAUCUUCCCGAGUCACGAUCUACACAGCCACUUCUCGACAACUCCUCUUCUAGUGGGGCUGGUUCCCCAGCGACCAAUAACAAUAAUCCUUUGAGCACUAUACCUGAAAAACCUUUCCAUACUAACCAUAUAGCUGACCAGGGUGUUUUUAUUAUAUCAUCAAACUUGAAAGCUGACACUGAAAUAUCAUGUUAAGGUUCUAUGGAAGAUAGAAGCCAGUGUAGUACAGGGUAUACUGAACUAUAAAACAAAGUCUAGUGGCUAACCAAAGUAUAUUUUUGAAUUUUCUGAAAAGGUAAAGUAAUGGAUUGUAAUACAGAGUGAAAGUAUGCAUAACAUAUAAAAUCGCCCAAUAAAGAACAAUGGCCUAUAUUAUUUUCACAAGAGAAUUUGCAUAUUCUCUAGUUGUUUUCCAAUAACAUUAAUAAUUUACUUCAUGCUUCUGCAAUCAUCAGUUAUUCAAAAAUAAAAAAGGGUGUAGUGAUGGUUGCCGUGAUAUAAUAUGAGGAGGAGUUGGUCGGGAGGUGCGGUUAAAUAAAUACUAAAUUGUUAAAAUAAUAUUUUAUUCGUAUAAUAUUUGACCACUCUGUAGGUCUUCAUCAGGCUACAAAAGAUACAAAUAAAAGGUACAUAAUGAAAAUUGAAUCAUGCAAUCAUCCAUAGUGAACAUUUAAAAAGUUAUAUAGUGAAAAUUCAUUCAUUUUAUUUUCGCUAUGCACCUUUUAUUUGUGUUUUUUGUAGCCCUGAUGAAGACCUACAAAGUGGGUCGAAACAUUGAUGUAACGAAUAAAAUACUAUUUGAACAAUUUAGUAUUUAUUUGACCGCACGUCCUGACCAACUCCAUAUAUAUACAAAGAUCUUUUAAAAUGAUAAUUAAUUUCAACUUGAAUGAUUUUAAUUGAUUCAAAAUGUCAUAAUUGUUUAACAAUAAAACAUAUUUUAUAUGAUGAUUGUAUGUUGCUUAAUAUUAGAGCAUUUACAACAUAUUGUUUUUUGUUACUGCCUAUAAAAAUUUAUAUUUUUAUCUACAUAAUUUUUAAGGUUUUUUUUUUAGAUUAAGUUUUAAGCAAAAUUGAUAGGCAUGCAAUACAUAAUAGUAAAUCAUAAAAUAUUUCAGUUUGUUUUAGAUUCAAUAUGUAUAAAGUUUAACAAUUCAGCCAAAGUGUAAAACAACAAUCCUUUUUUUUUAAUUGUCAAAGAAUGAAACAUAGAUUUAAUAAUAAAACCCAUAAUAUUUAUUACAAUUAUCUGAUAAGAUCUAAGUUCAUUUUCAUGAACAGUAAAAGUAUUUAUUUUUUUUCAAUAGAUUGUGAUAUCUUGUAAAAUUGUUUAUACCAAGAUUUUAGGUUAAGAAAUUGUUUUUUAAACAACCACAUAUACAUUCAUAUCUUAAUGGUAUUGAUGUUAUAACGCAUCGUUUCUCAACCUGUUUUUUACUGUAAUUACUUAGAACUUAUUUGUUUCCUAGUUACAUCUCAUCUCCAAUUUUAAUAAGUGAAAAAGUGUUUACCUAUUCCAAAGUUACAUUUAUCAAUGUAAUAAUAGUGUAUUAUAGUUUUUUAACAUUUUAAUGAAUAUAUAUUACCUAUAAGUUUAUAAUGAUCAAGAAAAGUUUAUAUACAUGAACAUUUCUUGAUCAUUGUGGCUGUUAAACAAAAGUGAGCUUUUUUAAGUUCCAUUCUAUUUAGGGAAAGAUUACCAAAGAUCAUCACCACCCAUUGCAACAAUGACUCCAAGGAUUUUAAUAAUUAUCUCAUAAGGCUGAAUCCAGUUUUGAUGAUGGUGUGUUGUUUAAGGUUUAAAUAAAAAUACAGUUGAGUCCACCAUAACAGUAGCAAUAAGAAAAGCAUUAGCAAUAUCAAUGAUAUUGGCUUAAGACUCCUCUUCUGCAAUCAAAUCUUUGUUUAUAAGACAAAGUUAAUGAUUUCAGCAGAAAAAUAUCAAUUUUAUCAUUGUAGCACCGUUAUCAAUAUUAUUGUGAUAUUCUAUAUAGUCUCUUUUAUUUUAUCUAAGGUCAAUAAGUAGCAAGCAGGUAAUAUUUUAUCACUGAUAAAACACUGAAACCUUACGUGAAUGAUUUGGAAAGAUGAAUCAAAGAAUCAUGAAACACUUCUAUUCGCUGUUAUUUUUAUACUUAUGUUUUAAUUUCUUGUGUUCCUUUAGGGUCCAAUAUUUUCCUCUGUGUCCUCAAGAGAACCCUAACCCUCCAGGUUGAGAACCUGUGCUAUAAUUGCCUGAUAAUUCCAAGGUGAUUUCUUACACCAAAUUAAGAGCUAUUAAUAAAAGUGGAUUAAAAUAGUAUCAUAAGGAUCAUAUAUGAAAGCCUUUAUUUCGAAUACAAUGAAAGUGAAUUCUAAAUGAUUAAAGUAUAAAAUUGUUAUUGUUGAAUUUUUUUUCUUUAAUGAUAGUUAUAAUAUUUAAUGUAUAGCAAUAUAGAGUUACAAGUUCAUUCAACAAGAGUAAUAACCUUAAUAACAAUUUAAAUUAUGAUACAAAUAUUACAUCCCUGGAAAUCUGCAAUAAUUGGUGGAAAAAGAAUGGAACAAUUAUUGUAGUUGAAAUUAUCAUAAAUGAAGAUUAAAUUAUAAAUCAUUCUCCAUCAAACUUAUGUUUCAUUCUUGUGGAUGUGUGGAACUGGACUUGUCAUUCAGACAGCAUUAUGAGUAAAAUUCACUUUGUUUAAAAAAAUAAAUAAAUUAAGGUAGUUACUGUGUAAUAUGCUUUAGUAUAGUAAAUGCUCAUUAUAUAUAUGAACGUAUAUAUAAUAUAUAUUUUCAAUAAAGAUGGAAAAAUAUAGGAUAUGAUUUGUUGUAUUUAUAAAAAACUCAUGUGUAUUUAUGUACAAAAUAAAUUCUAAUAAAGAUGUAUAUAUAUAUUCCAAGGAAAUGUUCUGUAAAAAUAUAUUUUUAUUUUAUUUUACUUUUUAGUUAUAUAAUUUAUUAUUUGUUUUUGUCAGAUGUUAUACUGAUAAGUAUAAGUGAUUUUGGAAUUUUUGUACUGAAAUUUUAACAAAAAUAUUUAUAAAGAAGUUACCAUUAAUAUAUGUUAGUUAUAUACAUAUGAUCUAUAUUGUACGUAUAGAUAGAUAUAUCCAUUUUAACUCAGAAAUAUUAAAUGAAAGUAAACUCAUAACAUUUAUAUUACACAAAAAAGCUUUAAAUGUCAAAAUAAAAUGGGUCUUUUGAAAAAAAAAUAAAUAAAGAAAAUAGUUUAAAUAAAAUUUAUUCGAUUUUAAUUGUAAAAAUGUCUCUCAGGAAUGAAUGUUUUUUUAUCCACAUAAUUUAUAUUUAUUUUGAAAUGACAAUAUUGAAAAUAUUAUUGAGAAAAAAAAAGUGCAAAUAAAAAUUGUUUAUUAAAAAGUUGUUUUCCUCGGCAUCUUAAUAACUUUUUAAAAAUGAAAAAAUAUACCUACAGGUUUCAUUAAUAAUUAUAAUAAGGCAAUUAAUAAUUUUAAAAACUGUGUUUAAAUAAAUUACUGUAAUUUUUAAAUAUUAAUAAAAAAAUAAUUUUUUGAAGUUACUAUUCAAUAUUUUUAAUGAAACAUUAUUCAACAUUUCAGCUCUUGAUUGCUUUCCUAUCAUCAAACUUUCAAUUUUAUUUAUUUCUAGAAUUAUUUAAAUGAUACCAUAAAUUUAGUUGAAGUGGGCAUGUAAAUAUAAUUAAUUCUUGAUAACUUAUAUUUCAAAAGAAUAAUGAAAAGUUUCAAGUUAUGCUUGGUUUAAUGAAACAAAUAUUUUAAUUAUCAAAUCAUUUUGAGUAAUAGAGUUUGGCUAAUAUACAUUUUGAGUUAUAGAGAUAUAAAUAUUUUUAUGUCUUAAAUGAAGGCAAUUUGAAAUACAAAAGUAAGCCAUGAAAGUCUUUAUAUAGAUGUGACACUUUAUUUAAUUGGUUGGGAUAGACAGUUCUUGUCUCGACUUCAAACACUAGCCCUCUGGAUGACACACAUGUUUGGGUCGAAACAUCAGCUAACCCCUUAAAAAUAUCUGGACUAAAAUUCCUGUAAAUUUUGUUUCAUCCCUCUAACCGAUCAAUCACCUAUAUACCUAUCUUCAAAAUAAAACAAGGUAACCAGGAUUGACUAUGGUUACUGUUACUUUGAAUGAGCUUUAACUAACUUUUUAAAGAUAGAAAACAAUUGAUUACAAAAAUUAUAGUUUCUAAAAUCAAAUUUUAUAGACUAAUUAUACUGAUGACCUAACAAAUUCAUAAUUAUCUUAUCUAUAAAUAAUAAUAAUAAGGAUAUAGAUAAGAAAUAAAUAUUGUAAUGUGACAGCAUGAUUUCAAAGUAAGAAGUACAAAAAAAAAAAGUUGGUAAAAUAAUCAAUAGAAACCUUGAGUCACAAAAAUUUGUGGAAAGCCGUUUUUCUACACAUUAAAGAUAUUUGUCAAUAAUUUAAGCUGUAUACAUGGCUUUAUAUGAUCAGAAUAGACUCUCAAACCUAUAUUAGAAAUCAACCUUUUCAAUUAAAGAAUCAAGGAAUAGCAAAACACAAGAAUGAAAUUGGUAAGAACAAAUAUAAAUAUUUAAAAUACAUACAUAUAUAUUUUUUCUGGUUUAUUAUACAAAUACACAGAAAAUACAUCAAGCUGUCAUACAGAAAGCACUUUAACAUACCAUAAUCUUUAAUGCAUAGUAGAAAAACUGAUCUCAUGAUGGGAUUACAAUCUCUGACAUUUAAAACUGUAUAACAGCUCUUUAUUUAGUAGCAACUUAAUAUUGAUACUGUAACUUGUACUCCACAUAAUAAAAGUAAGAACUUUCUAUCAACCAAAUAAACAAAGAUAAGAAUAAGAAAUGUUUAAAUAUAUAUUUUUUAGCACCUAAUAGUCCAACACAACUGCAUUACUUGAUUUAACAAAAAAAAAAAAAAAAUCGAAAUAUUGUUUUUAAAUAGAACAACUAAUACGAUGGCCAUUAAAAAUAUAAUAAUACCAAAAACUCACUUAAAAAUACCAGUAUUAAAUAUAAAAUGUACCUUACAUAAAAAUGUUCUAUUAAGUUAAUAACAUACACAAGCCAUCUGCAUUAGUUCUUUGUAACCCCUGUAACUAAAUUGUGUUUAAGCAAAAUAAAUAACUUCUUAAGAAUAAAAUAAAAGCCUUUUCAUUUUUCAAUAUACCAAGUAAUAUACUUGAAUAUGAUGUAUAUUAUUAUGGAAGAUAUGUACUGUUUAAAUAUUGAAAUUAAAAAAAAAAAAAUUAUGAGACAUACAGAUUAUAAAUCUUUUAUUAAAUGGCAUAUCUUACUUUGAGAAAAUUACUUACGUAAAUGAAAAUUAAAUUUAUUUCUGUAGAUAAAAAGUUCUACAGAAAUAUAAGACAAUUGAAACCAUGACUAAUCAAACAAAUCUUUAACUAUUUAUAUCACUUUACUUUUUUUUAAUAGCAUAAACAUAACGAAUUAAAACAAAAAUACAAAUAAAAUAAUAAAGCUUUUUGGUGAAUUAUAAAUUAAUUGAAUGUGUAAUAAAUGUACAGCUAAAUACCAACAUAAAGAAUUAUUUUCAUUAUUACAGAAUAAACAAUGUGUAAUUUUUUAAGUAGCGCUUCAUUGAAUGAUUAGUUUGGCAUUUGUGUAAGCAUAACUAUAUAUUAUGAACAUUAUGUUAUUCUAUUGCAUUUACAUAUUAAUUUUGCUCAAAUAUGUGUAAUUUAUUAGAAAGAAAUUAAUUAAAUAAACAAUAUAUUCAUUUUUUUUAAAUGUUAAUGAACAAAAAAUUUAAAUUAAGACAAGGUAAUUUAGCCACCGUCUAUUUUCUAAUUUCCUAACACCAGUAUUCC
Messenger RNA from Nezara viridula (southern green stink bug), 7960 nucleotides. The record is from the annotation of a GenBank genome assembly. Lineage: Eukaryota; Metazoa; Arthropoda; Insecta; Hemiptera; Pentatomidae.